AUAGUAUUUAGUUUAGUUAUGUUAACUGUGACAGUAAGACGGAUAUGUUUCAUGCUAUAAUAGACGAACAUUUUAAUAAAAAAUAUUUAUGAUAUCGAGUACAAAUGGGUGUUAAGUUUUUUUAUUUGGUAGCUCUUUCUUUCACGACGCUAUGUAUUUCAUGCGGUUCAUCGGUAGAAAAUGACAGACUAUCUGAAACAUCUUCUGAAAACAGUGAAAUAAAAAGUGUUACUUCUCAAGAAGUUAUGCCAGAGAGUGAAAUCAACAAAAGUUUGUUAAAAAGAUUUAUUGUACCAACGCCAGAUGAAAUAGGUAGACAAUUAGCGUUGGAGUCUUUAGGAAAUGAAAAUCCCUACUAUUUGAGUAAGUCACCACAACAACAACAAUAUCAACAAGAAGAUAGAAAACACGCUAACGAAAGAUAUGGUUUCGCACCUUCAUCUCCAGGCGUUUUUAAAGAUCAACCAGAGAGCUAUCAACAGUUAGGUGGUAAUAACGGAGUUAAGUUAAGUUUGGAAGCAACUGGUUUCACAGAUUUUGUUCCGAGACAAAACCAAUUUAAAUCACCUCAACCAUCGCCACAAUAUUCUACUGGUUCAGAUAGUCCCAACUCUUCUCCAUUCGGUUCAAGUGGGUUUGAUCAUGAGUCGCCACCUGUAUCUGUUACUUAUAAUGGUAAUGGAAAUUCUGGUUAUUUAUUAAGUAACGGGAAUUCUGGAUAUUCUCCAAGUAAUAAAGGUCCAAGUUAUUCUUCAGACCACGGAGGACCUAAUUACUCUUCAGACCAUGAUGAUUCUGGUUACUCCUUAGGGGGUAGUUAUGAUUAUCCAAAACCUCAACAGCCAAUUAUACACAAAUCCGUAUAUGUGCACGUAGCACCACCUGAUGAUGAACCACCACGUAGGCCACGCGUCAUUGUAUCAAAAUCUCCACCUAAAAAGAAUUAUCAAAUAAUUUUCAUAAAAGCGCCUACGCCCGUUCCACCUAUUGCACCGAUUAUAGUGCCACCGCCUCAACAAGAGGAUAAAACCCUCAUUUACGUCCUACAUCCAAAACAAGAAGAACCUCCACCAAUACAUAUACCUGAGCAACCUGUUCAAAAGCCACAUAAACCAGAGGUGUAUUUCAUCAAGUAUAAAAAUCGCCACCAUGGAGAUGGUGAACAUGAUGGAGAUCAUGGUCAUAAUGGUAAUGGUGGAUAUCUGCCGGAACCAGGCAGUGAUUUUGGAGAACACUCCGGUAAUUACCGACGAUAUGGAAGAGAUGGUGGUGAAGAUCAAUUACUUAAAUCAUCAUCAACAUUAGAUAAUUUAGGAAGUUUAGAACAGGAAAUUAGAAAGAGUAGUACAUCUUCAGAACAUAGAAAAACAGAAGAGCAAGAGCCACAAGCAACUGAUGACGAAAAUGAAGUCAGUGAAAUUGGAAGUAAAAAUGCCAAUAGUUCUGAUUACUAUAAUAAUGAUGACGCUUCAGUGGAGAGUAGUAAUCAUAGAGAAACAAGAGUUCUAUCGACAAAAAUUAUGCCAAAAGGCAAGAAUGGUCAUUAAAUAUACUUCAACUAUAUUAAUAAAAUCAUAAAUAAUUUGUAGAAUUUUUUUUUGUAAGUACGGUAACAUGUUUACUUUAGUUAAUUUGUAAAAAUAAACAAUGUGUUUGAAAUAUAUAUUC
This is a messenger RNA of Daktulosphaira vitifoliae (grape phylloxera), 1668 nucleotides long. RefSeq names its product histone acetyltransferase KAT6A-like. Bases 105 to 1547 code for a protein of 480 amino acids. Lineage: Eukaryota; Metazoa; Arthropoda; Insecta; Hemiptera; Phylloxeridae. The transcript is spliced from 2 exons. The record is from RefSeq and is a predicted model, not a curated record.